CAACUCCUCCUAUAUCUCCAUUCAGUUGCACUGCCUGCAGCUGCUGCUGUGCUGAGAGCUGUGAUAGCAGGUGAUCGCCCUUAUUUGGUAAUGACCCAGAUCAUGUGACCACAAAAUGGUGGAAGCUGUGAGCUGUUUGUAAGCUGAGCAUCUCCACCGAGAGGCUGGGAGAAAAGGAAAUAGGCAGGGAACUUGGAAGUACAUCCAUGCUCUGAGACGCAAAAGGACAAGAGAUUCCCGAUCCCCAGCAGUGGUCCUCCUGGGGAUGGACCUGGCAUCAGAGAGUAAAAUGAACUCUGAGGGGGGCGAAGGCAGACCCGUCCCUCCUACCUCUCUACCCCUGCAAGGAGGUCCCACCCAAAGAAAAAAGCUAUCUGCCCCUCGAAUCAGCCUGUCACUGGACCAGAGUGAGGAUGACUUGGGGGAGACGCCAGAUGAUCUCGACAUUAACGUUGACGACCUUGACACUCCUGAUGAGGGGGAUUACCUCGACUACACGGACCAUGAAAUGGACUGGGAAGACCCCAAUGCAGCCAAUAGGAGCGGAACAAGUGAGCCUUACAAUCCAAUCCCGACAUACAGCGCUGAAGAGGAGCGCCAGGACGGCAAACUAUGGAGGACAGUCGUCAUUGGGGAGCAGGAGCACCGCAUCAACAUGAAGAUCAUUGAGUCCUACAUGAGAGUCAUCUCCCAUGGAGGCUACUAUGGCAACGGAGCGAAUGCCAUCAUAGUGUUUGCUGCCUGUUUCCUGCCAGACAGCGACAGAGAGGACUACCAUGAAAUAAUGGAGAACCUCUUCCUCUAUGUGAUCAGCACACUGGAGCUGAUGGUGGCAGAGGACUACAUGAUCGUGUACCUGAAUGGAGCCACACCCCACAGGAGAAUGCCUGGCCUUGGUUGGCUGAAGAAAUGCUAUCACAUGAUUGACAGAAGACUCAGGAAGAAUUUGAAAUCCUUCAUUAUUCUCCAUCCGUCAUGGUUUAUCAGGACUGUUCUAGCCAUCACCAAGCCCUUCAUCAGCACCAAGUUCAGCAGUAAGAUUAAGUAUAUGAACAGUUUGGACGAACUACAGGAAUUCAUCCCGAUGGAUUGCAUCCAGAUCCCAGAGUGCAUCAUUAAACUUGACAAGGAACUGAAGGAAGCAGCGGAGAACUCAAAAAUGAAUAGUUUUCUGCUGGGACCGGAGCCAGCAGCAGGCGGAACAGACAGACCAGACGUAGCCGGUGCCAGCAGCUCUUAAACCCAAAUAUCCUAAAUGGAUGGGUCAUCUCAAUGUUCUGAAGUCACGUAUUGUACGGGUGAAGCUGGAAAACAAAGUCAAAGGCUUGUAAAGCUAGUGUGUAUGUUUGUGUCUUAGUGUUUGUCAAUUAGACACGGGAGUUUAAUAUGAAAACACAACUUGCAAUAGUUCCUGUUAACACUCAAGAGUUAGUUCUCAUUCUUUAUGGCUGCUGUAGCAUCUCCUGUACCUUUUACACCUGCAAUCCAGAGAACUAUAGUCAGGGGUGAUGCUUGGCAGCACCUACAGAGUAGCAGCGUCGUUCAUGGAGGGGUAGAAAAUGUAAUUACACACCAGACAGUGCACUGCGCAAAUCUAUUUGUAGAGUCUAUUGUGUUGUAGUUGUGUGCAUGAGAAGCAAUAAUACCCCCCUUUACUGGUCACACACUCAGUAUUUCAGAUAAAGAGGGGACUUGUGUGACCUCAAUCUACAAUAAAAGCACAUCGUGUGGCCAAAAAACCCUUGUGCCAUAGAUGACCAACUACUGCAUUUAAGCAAUCCAAAAAUAUUUGAACUUUAAAGCGUCUAUCUGAAACCAAGUUAUCAGUGCAAUUUGAGCGCAUGUCUUUUUAGCUCUGCAAUGUGUGUGUUUGUUUUCAAUCCGUAUGUCAGAUACAUCAACUGGAAAUCUCUUCAGCCUCUCCUGGAUCAUCAGGAAGAAACCUCAGAGAAAUAAGGAUGGCAUUUCUGUAAAGCACAAUAUCCUGUUUGUGCAUCAGUGCAUGUCCCCUCAUUGAUACUAAUGAUCCUCUUACCCAUGAGUCUUCUAUGGUGUAUUGAGGAUGUGCAAAGAAAUAAUGGAUCACUGUCUAGUAAUUCAAUAAAAAUGGACUGAAGUCUGAACGUUGUUUU
Messenger RNA from Sander lucioperca (pikeperch), 2132 nucleotides. It is a transcript of the gene prune2, whose product is annotated as prune homolog 2 with BCH domain. Lineage: Eukaryota; Metazoa; Chordata; Actinopteri; Perciformes; Percidae. The record is from RefSeq and is a predicted model, not a curated record. The transcript is spliced from 11 exons. Gene Ontology annotation, cellular component: cytoplasm. Gene Ontology annotation, biological process: apoptotic process. The coding region runs from base 266 to 1240 and encodes 324 amino acids.